AUGCACUAUCUUUGCGAGAUACCUACCGGCUUCCCACAAGCCUACCACCCAAAGGACGAGCCAGGGACGAUCUGGGGAACGACUGGCCCUCAGUCGCGAAGAUGUAUGAAGAUCAUUGGUAUCCCGAUCACCCUAACGGUGUCUGCAAGGACGCACUGUCCUCGCGGUACAAGAAAGCGGUACCCAGCACGAACCGCCGCUGCGUUUGCGGUCAUCAUCGCAAACUCGGAAACCGAAGAGGUCAAAGACCACAGUCAAUUUGACCACCUCAAGCCCCCUACGCACCGAGACGGAAUCUCGCUAAACCCCGACGAGUGUAGAACCCAGAACGCAGUUCUCAAGCACUUUGGCAACGUCACGCACCAGCACCACAAGGCCAUCGAAUUCCGGGUUGUGGGCCCCAAGGUCACGCCCCUGCGCGAUCUAAUGCACGGCACAAUACUCAUGAUUCCGCGCUACUCGCCUUUUUCAUCUGCUCAUAACUGA
This is a messenger RNA of Tricharina praecox, 486 nucleotides long. RefSeq lists its product as uncharacterized. The transcript has 6 exons. Bases 1 to 486 code for a protein of 161 amino acids. The record is from RefSeq and is a predicted model, not a curated record. Lineage: Eukaryota; Fungi; Ascomycota; Pezizomycetes; Pezizales; Pyronemataceae.